This is a messenger RNA of Vitis riparia (riverbank grape), 1734 nucleotides long. Its product is annotated as protein ZINC INDUCED FACILITATOR-LIKE 1-like. Gene Ontology annotation, biological process: regulation of stomatal closure; transmembrane transport. Gene Ontology annotation, cellular component: plasma membrane; plant-type vacuole membrane. The record is from RefSeq and is a predicted model, not a curated record. Gene Ontology annotation, molecular function: solute:potassium antiporter activity. The transcript is spliced from 17 exons. The coding region runs from base 48 to 1511 and encodes 487 amino acids. Lineage: Eukaryota; Viridiplantae; Streptophyta; Magnoliopsida; Vitales; Vitaceae.
UAAGCAUUGAAGUUUGCACCUUCAACAGCUACUUUGUUUACAGGGAAAUGGAGGAGGAGCAGAGAGAGGUGUUGUUGAAGAAGGAUUACCAUGGGGGAUGCCCAGGAUGUAGAGUGGAGCAUCUUAAAGACACACAGAGAGGUUUACCAGUUAGACAACUGUUUUUUGUGUGGAUUGUGGUGCUCUGCAAUGCGCUGCCCAUAUCAUCUCUUUUUCCGUACCUUUAUUUCAUGAUAAGGGACUUCAAUAUAGCAAAAACCGAGAAAGACAUUGGCUACUAUGCAGGUUAUGCAGGGGCUUCGUAUAUGUUUGGACGAGCAUUGACAUCUGUUUUAUGGGGAGUGGUGGCUGAUCGAUAUGGUCGAAAACCUGUUAUAUUAGUAGGCACUGCCUCAGUGGUUAUUUUCAACACCCUUUUUGGCCUUAGUUUAAACUACUGGAUGGCCAUCUCUUCAAGGUUUCUUCUUGGAAGUCUGAGUACUUUAAUUGGACCAAUAAUGGCAUAUGCAACUGAAAUUUUCCGUGAAGAAUACCAAGCUUUAGGACUGUCAACAAUUAAUACAGCAUGGGGCGUAGGAUUGAUCAUUGGACCAGCAUUGGGAGGUUUCCUUGCCCAGCCUGCUGAAAAGUAUCCGAAUAUAUUCUCCAAAGAAUCUAUAUUUGGAAGAUUCCCAUACUUCUUGCCCUGCCUUUGCACAUCUGUUUAUGCAUUUGGGAUAACUAUUGCCUGUUGCUGGCUUCAGGAAACGCUGCACACACACAAUGAAAACGACAAAUUAAGAAAAAACUCUUACAAUGCUUUGGAAGCUCCAUUCGGUGGGUUUAAUGCAGAAGAAGCAGUAAACGAAAUUGAGGCAAACAAACCAACUCCUAAGGAAAGCCUCAUAAAGAAUUGGCCCUUGAUGUCUUCUAUCAUUGUUUUCUGUGUUUUCUCACUUCAUGAUAUGGCUUACUCGGAGAUAUUCUCAUUAUGGGCUGUCAGUCCUAGAAAAUAUGGGGGUUUGAGCUAUUCAACGGAUGAUGUAGGUGUAGUUCUUGCAAUCUCAGGUUUUGGGGUUUUGGUAUUCCAACUUUUUCUCUAUCCAUAUUUGGAGAAGCUUCUUGGGCCCAUCAUCAUCUGCCGCAUUGCCGGUGUUUUGUCUAUACCUCUGUUGGCAAUUUACCCUCUUAUAGCCAUGCUUUCUGGGUUCAGCCUCUCUUUGGCAUUGAAUUGUGCAUCGGCAAUGAAGAAUGUAUUAUCUGUGUCCAUUGGAACUAGCUUGAUUAUUCUGCAAAAUAGAGCUGUGGAGCAACACCAGAGAGGUGCUGCAAAUGGCAUCACUAUGACUACAAUGUCUCUUUUCAAAGCAGCAGGUCCUGCUGGAGGAGGUGUAAUCUUUUCUUGGGCACAAGGGCGUCAGAGAGCUGCCUUCUUCCCAGGUGACCAGAUGAUUUUCUUCAUACUGAAUGUGGUUGAGGCAAUUGCGGUGUUGAUGACAUUCAAACCCUUUUUAGUUCGAAGGAGUCAAUAGAGGAAAAAUCAAUCUUAUUCAAUACUAAUAAGUUAAGGAUCAAUUCCAGCAUAAUUCUUUGGUAGCUGGGUAUUUCUCUUUAUUCAUUUUAAUGAAGAUGAUGAUAACAUCUUGCACCCAAGGAACAAUUGCAAUAUAUUCGAACAACAACAAUGUGCUAUGUAUCAAGUGCAUCUUGUACACCAAUGGUUAUACUAGAUGAUUGUGAAAGGACUUCCAAACA